CUCACGGAAGUUGGCUACUUUGAGUCAUAGGCGUGUGCCGCGUCGGGGCUGUGGGAAUAAGAUGGCGGGGAAGAAGAAUGUUCUGUCGUCUCUGGCAGUUUAUGCGGAAGAUUCAGAACCCGAGUCUGAUGGCGAAGCUGGAGUCGAAGCGGUGGGCAGCGCGGCCGAGGAAAAAGGCGGAUUGGUUUCUGACGCCUAUGGGGAAGAUGACUUUUCUCGCCUAGGAGGUGAUGAAGAUGGUUACGAGGAAGAGGAGGAGGAGAACAGCAAACCGUCGGAAGAUGACGAUUCAGAGCCUGAAAAACCUGAGGCUGAUGACCCAAAGGAUAAUGCAGACGUAGAGAAGCGAGACCCCCAGGAACUCGUUGCUUCCUUUUCUGAAAGGGUCCGGAACAUGUCGCCUGAUGAGAUCAAGAUCCCACCAGAACCCCCUGGCCGAUGCUCAAAUCACUUACAAGACAAGAUCCAGAAGCUGUAUGAGCGAAAGAUAAAAGAGGGAAUGGAUAUGAACUACAUUAUCCAACGGAAGAAAGAAUUCCGGAACCCUAGCAUCUAUGAGAAGCUGAUUCAGUUCUGUGCCAUAGACGAGCUCGGCACCAACUACCCAAAGGAUAUGUUCGACCCCCAUGGCUGGUCUGAGGACUCCUACUAUGAGGCAUUAGCCAAGGCCCAGAAGAUCGAAAUGGACAAAUUGGAAAAGGCCAAGAAGGAGAGAACCAAAAUUGAGUUUGUGACGGGCACCAAGAAAGGCACCACGACCAACGCCACGGCCACCACCACCACCGCCGCCAGCACGGCUGUCGCAGAUGCCCAGAAGAGAAAGAGCAAGUGGGACUCCGCCAUCCCCGUGACGACCAUAGCUCAGCCCACCAUCCUCACCACCACGGCCACCCUGCCAGCCGUCGUCACGGUCACCACCAGCGCCAGCGGCUCCAAGACCACUGUCAUCUCUGCUGUGGGCACCAUUGUGAAGAAGGCAAAGCAGUGACCAGGGGCCACUCUGGAGCCGGGACUUACUGAACUGUGCCCCCAGUGGCCGCUGCCCGCUGGAGGGCGCCACACUGUACAUUGCGAAUCCUAGAGCCUGCUCCCAGGGACCGUGAGAGGGCCUGUGCGAGGCUCUCGGCCAAGGAGGGGGCGCUGUGGCCAGUGUGUCUACAUACCACGUGGGGUCUGCCGCCUAUUAAAGCGCCACAUUCGCGGCCUGGCCUUUCCUGCAGGCUGCUACGUGUGGAAGCCCAAGCGCCCCUGCGCCUCCUCAGUGGGGGUCACUGCCUCGGGUUGACGGUGGGGUGACAGAAGCCUGUGGCACUGCUGAGCACAGCCAGGAAGUCACCCUGGUUCUCCACGCCUGCCUCGUGGUGUGGCAGGUGGGAGCCCAGGAGGGGCCGAGGCCCCGUGUGCCCCCACCUGCCGCUCGGACCCGACCCCAGCAGGGUCUCAGGGGAGGUGCAGCCGAGCGCUCCCCAGACUGCUUCUUGACAUCGGGCUCUGGAAGUCAGCCAGGUACCACACGCCUGGAGUGAGACCCCCGGCUGCGCAGAGGGAGGCGACGGCACCUGGUGCCCAGGCAGCUCGGCCGGCAGGGUCUGCACGCAGCGGAGAUGAAUCACCUCCUGGCCGGGCUGGCGGCGGUGUUGUUUGUGUGAGAGCUGCCCCAGGGAGGGCCGGCCACCCCGCCCUUCCUCUGUUGUUAUCUCUGCCCCGCAGCGCUGGGCAGCACCAGUGGACACUGGGCUCCUCUGGGGCUCAACGGCCGCCCCCGGCCACGAGUCUGGGAAAGACUGCUUCCCUUCCUCCGGCGGAAGGGCCGGGUGUCAGAGGAGGAAGCCGGGCUGCGUCCGUGGAGCAGGUGGAGGAGCUGCCCGGUGCUGUUGUGUGGCCUGAGGAGUGUGGCGACCUCUGCCCUGAGGGCCCCAAAAUAAAAACCGAGUCACAAGUG
Oryctolagus cuniculus (rabbit) is the source of this 1942-nucleotide messenger RNA. It is a transcript of the gene SAP30BP, whose product is annotated as SAP30 binding protein. Gene Ontology annotation, biological process: regulation of DNA-templated transcription. Gene Ontology annotation, cellular component: nucleus. The record is from RefSeq and is a predicted model, not a curated record. NCBI's taxonomy places the organism in Eukaryota, Metazoa, Chordata, Mammalia, Lagomorpha, Leporidae.